AUGAUACGAGGCGUCCCAUACCUUCUCCUCCUUUCUGUUCUCUUUUUAGGGAUCUCGACUAAGGGUGUUUCAUCUGCUCAAACAUUUUGGCCCGCGGCUGUUCCAUUGGCUGUGCGCUCUCCGUAUUUUAGUGCUUGGCAGGCCACCACCAAUGGUACCAAUGUCACGAAUGAAUGGCCGACAUUCUGGGAUAACAAUAUUCUUGGGUGGGCCGGUCAUAUCCGUAUCGACAACGAAACCUACAGAUGGCUGGGAGCUUAUGAUGGACCUUUAGCAACCAAUCUAACGUCCGUUCAAGUCACCCCUACACGUACAAUCUACUCAGUUCAGGCCGGUCGGAUGGAUUUAACCAUCACGUUUCUUACGCCAAUAGAGCCGUCGGACUGGGUCCAGCAAUCUAUCCCAUUCUCUUACCUUGUGCUUGAAGCACAGUCAAACGAUGGCGAAGUUCACGAAGUACAGGUGUACUCGGACAUCAGCGCAGAGUGGGCGUCUGGAGAUCGCUCCGCCCAAGUGAACUGGACUACGACCCUUACUUCCCAAGUCGUCUACCAUGCCGUUGAGCUCCAGACGCCAUACCCGUUCGACGAGUACGAAGACUCGGACCAGGCAGAGGAUGGAACAGUUUACUAUGCUAUGGCCACUAACUACAACUACUCGUAUCAGUCUGGCAACAAUGCACCUUGUCGAGACCAAUUCAUCAAUGAUGGAUACCUAACGAACACAUCAAACCUAACUUUCCGUGGUAUCGAUGAUAAUUUUCCCCUGUUUGCCUUUUCCGUGGACCUUGGAAACAUAACGUCCACUCAAUCUCCCAUCAUGUGGUCAGUCGGUUACGUCCGCGAUCCUUCGAUCGAAUACACAACAUCCACAGGCGAUACCCAGCUCCGCAGACCUUACUAUGUCACUCAGUAUUCGACGAUCACAGAUCUGAUCCAAACUUUCGUCUCGAACUUCCCCGAUGCACAGAGCAGGGCUGAAUCACUGGACAAUGAGCUGAUGCAGAAUGCCUCUUCGAUCACGUCACAAUACAGCGAUCUGAUAUCUCUCGCCGCACGCCAGGCUUUUGGUGCGAUCGACAUCACGGUGCCAAAGGGAACGGAUGGCAAUGGGGAUAUCUCAGAUGUGAUGAUCUUCAUGAAGAAUAUGGGAACAGACAGACGUGUCAACCCGGUCGAGGUCAUGUACGCUUCUUUUCCAAUGUUCCUGUACUUGAAUGCGUCUUUCGGUAAAGGCCUACUGGCUCCUCUCCUCGAAUACCAGUCCGGCAGUGCGUACAAUCUUCCCCAUGCGGCGAGUGAUCUUGGUCUGAAAUAUCCCAUCGCAUCCGGUGAUGACUCGACAGUCAUUGAUCAGGGAGUUGAACAGUCUGGAAACAUGCUCAUAAUGACAUUGGCCCAUGCGAGAGCUUCUGGAGAUGGAUCGCUGAUCGGCCAAUAUUAUGACCUGCUGGCAAAGUGGGCCGAUUACCUCGUCGAAAACGCAUUGAUUCCGACCUACCAGGUUUCCGCGGACGGUGAAGAAAUGGCAAACAUGACGAACCUCGCAAUCAAAGGUAUCAUCGGGAUUCGAGCGAUGGCAGAGAUUAGUCAAGCGUAUGGGGCCAGCGAAGAUGAACAACAUUACGCAUCAGUUGCCUCCACUUAUGCCAGCGAAUGGCAUUCCUUGGCGUUGGCCUCAAACCAAGAGAACGUCCUUUUCAGCUAUGGAGAUGCAAACUCGUGGGCCUUGAUGUACAACUUUUACGCCGACAGCUUGCUGCAAACAGGGCUUAUUGAUGACACGGCGAGUCUUCACGCUGGACAUUCAACCAUCGGAUACUCAUUAUCCGCCUUUGGAUUGCCCAUUGACAGCAACUACAAUACCACAGGAAAUUCAGGCUGGUUGGCGUUCACUGCUGCCACAGUUUCCGACACGACGGCCCGUGAUCGCUUGAUCGAUAUGAUCUGGAAUCGCGCGUCGUACAAUCUCACUAUCGGUGUUUGGCCGUCCGUGUAUUCAAUCGAGGGGAGCGGGUCGGCCAUAUCAGGAUCUGCACUGCCGGCACAAGGUGCUAUGUUUGCCUUGUUGGCACUCAAUAUGACAAACAAGGCAAUCGAAGUUCCCAAUUCUCCAAUGCCGACGGUGUCAGAGCCGUCCGUGAAUUCCAGGAACAUCGGGGCUAUUGUGGGUGGCGUCGUGGGCGGCGUCGUGGGCUUAGCCGCUGUGCUCGUAGCCAUAUUCUUGUGGCGACGCAGGUCGCGGCGUAUGCCGCGGCUGAUUGAGAAGGAUCUCAUCGUAGAACACCCGGAGCCGGUGCCAUUCCCUUAUAAUGCCACGCCAUACGGAAUGAACGAGCAGACUGGGAUGGAGAGCACGGCUGAAUCGUUCCCCUUGAUACCGUCAAAGUUGCGCGAGCACAUGCAAUCGGCCUUGCACGGGCAGCAGCAUGCCUCCGGGUCGACGUCAUUAACUCCUUCCAUUACGAGCACCAUGCCGACAUCAGGUCAAGAACCACUGGCAACCUCUGAAAACAGCGGCACGGUGCCAGCAUCCGGUCAGGAGCCGCCGUCGACCGUUGUCUCCUCGACAUCGCCAAACGAAAUGAUCAGCCUGCGAGCAGAGGUAGAGAACUUGCGAAGGGUCAUGGUGGAGAUUCAGACGGACCGUGUCGAGGCGCCACCGAGCUACGAAGAAAAUUAG
Molecule: messenger RNA, 2682 nt
Organism: Laetiporus sulphureus 93-53
Lineage: Eukaryota; Fungi; Basidiomycota; Agaricomycetes; Polyporales; Laetiporaceae
Exons: 17
Coding region: 1-2682 (893 amino acids)
Source: RefSeq, a predicted model, not a curated record